Dictyostelium purpureum is the source of this 507-nucleotide messenger RNA. RefSeq lists its product as uncharacterized. Lineage: Eukaryota; Evosea; Eumycetozoa; Dictyosteliales; Dictyosteliaceae. Bases 1 to 507 code for a protein of 168 amino acids. The record is from RefSeq and is a predicted model, not a curated record. The transcript has 3 exons.
AUGAACAUUAAUGAAAUUGCAAAACAACAAAUUAGCAUGCAUCAACAACGUAUAACAAAUCUUGAAAAUUACAACAAAAAGUUAUAUAAUGAUUGCGUUGAUCUUUACGCAUAUAACCAAUUGUUAAUCUCUGAAAACAAUUUCGCAAAAAAUGAUAUUGCUGCCUAUCAGGAAAAAACAGAAAAUCUGGAAAGCAAUUUCAAUAAGUAUCUUCAGGUUAGACAAGAAAUAAUUGAAAAAUACUGUUGUAGCACCAAAGUCAUUGCCCUCGAAAAUAAUAAACUUAGGGAACAAAUAAACAGCCAAGACAAAUACUGUGCUUCACUAUUAAAAAAAUGUAAUGAAAGAAUACCAUCUUCAAUUUCUGGUUCUUUAUUUUCGCCUUCAUCAUGGAUUUCACUAAGAUGGUUUAGAAGCUCUGUUGAAAAUUUUGGAACAGGCUUCAUAACUUUUGAAAACUCUUGUGAAUCUGAGGAAGUGAAGAGAUCUAAAGCAAUCAUAAUUUAA